Molecule: messenger RNA, 432 nt
Organism: Recurvomyces mirabilis
Lineage: Eukaryota; Fungi; Ascomycota; Dothideomycetes; Mycosphaerellales; Teratosphaeriaceae
Exons: 2
Coding region: 1-432 (143 amino acids)
Source: RefSeq, a predicted model, not a curated record
AUGCAUCAGCCAUCACACGAACAAUAUCCUCGACAAAUUCUCAAAUCAAAUAUUCUACCACAACCGAGACAAGGCUUCGAUAUGCAUCAUCAGAACAUACUCCUGGCGAUUGUCGUCCUUCUCAUCGCCAUCAGCGCGGCGAUCCCGGUCACCGGCAGUCUCGUCAUAUCCAUCAGCUCGGUCGAGAUCGUGGAGCGCAAGCCUCAUUUGCAGUCACCCCUACCCAAUCAAUCGUCUUGUGUAGCUCAUGACUACAGUCUAUCGUCAGCGACCUACACGGUACAAGUGGGCAUCGAUUACGCCGACCUUCACGGCUGUGCGAGCAUCUGGGAGACUCUGAAGAGUGUCGUCGGUCACGGCGAGUCCGGUGGUAUCCAUGACGAAAAUUACAAAUGCUGGAAAGGGGACUGGAAAGAUCAGCUUCGAUUGUAA